Molecule: messenger RNA, 1182 nt
Organism: Quercus robur (English oak)
Lineage: Eukaryota; Viridiplantae; Streptophyta; Magnoliopsida; Fagales; Fagaceae
Product: ankyrin repeat-containing protein At5g02620-like
Exons: 2
Coding region: 16-1182 (388 amino acids)
Cellular component (GO): plasma membrane
Molecular function (GO): protein phosphatase regulator activity; protein phosphatase 1 binding
Source: RefSeq, a predicted model, not a curated record
UAGCUAACCUAUAAUAUGUUUCUCCCUCUCUUUGCAGAUUUCCUGCGCAAGAUAUUUGACAAAUUUCCAAAAGCAAUUCUGGAAUCUGAUAAAAAUGGCUGGACUCCUCUUCAUUAUGCUGCAUAUUUUGGCAAUACAGAAGUUGUCAAAAUGUUUUUGGAAAAUAAUAUUUCCCUUGCUUACAAAAUAGACAAAGAAGGCAUGUCUGCCCUUCACAUUUCAGCUAUGAGAGGAAGUGGUGGUGUAAUGAGAGCACUCAUUAUAAAAUGUCCAAAUACUUGUGAAUUGUUGGACAACAAAGGUAGGACAGCUCUUCAUCUUGCCGUGGAACAUGGAAAGAAAAAUGCAGUCAAAAUAUUGCUCCAGACAUUAACAUUUCAGGAUCACAUAAAUGAGCAAGACAAAGAAGGCAACACGCCUUUACAUGUAGCUGCCAUCAAUGACCGUUUUAAAAUAUCAAUGAUGCUUACAGAUGACAGGAGAGUUGAAAAACUGGCUGUGAACAAGGAGGGGAUGAGCGCUGCUGAUAUUAUUGAAUCACGGAAGAAGCUUUCAUGGUCUGAAAAUAAAGCACUCAUGUCAGGCUGGCUUAGACGCGAACGUCUACUGACUAAUAGUUUGGAACGAGUGGUUGGCAGUCACAUACAGGCUGCGAAAAAGGAGCCUGUAGUGUCAAAAAUGGGUGGAGACAAUAACACAGAAGACCCAGAAACUGAUCUAAAUAUUAGAAGUAUGUACAAUUUCCAAAUAACGGCAAUCACAAUCUUGAUAGCUCUCUCCUUCGCAGCAGUCUUGCAAUUGCCUGGUGGACUCGACACAAAUGGCAAGGCAGUUCUAAGAGACAACGUCCACUUUAAGGAAUUUCUGGAGUAUGUUUCGGCGGCCUUUGUUACCUCAGCUAUCGCAAUGUUUAUCCACUUCCUUACGGCCAUUUAUACGAAAUAUCACAGCAUCGAGUACGCAACAGUGCUGCCAUUAACGGUUUUAAUUGAAAUAUCCAUUUUCUUCAUGGUCUUUGCCUUUGUUUCCGCCAGAUCAGCAGUCUUGGAUGAAAACUCCACUAUUUCUGAAUGGGCUACGAAUUCCUUUUUUAUACCCGUCUUUCUGUUUCUUUAUUUUCUUGGAUCCCGCAUGGGUUUCCCGCACAUCCCUCGAGCCAGAAAACUACUGGGGUACAUGUGA